AUAAUUCCCUUAAAAAAAGAAAAAAAAAAUAGAAUAACCUAAAUACACAGAACCUAAUAAUAUGCAUGUGGUUCCACAAAUGAUAAAUACUCACCGACGCGCUUAUUUUUCUGUUCUCUAUAUCUAGCUAUAGCUUGGAAUAACCAUUCAUACCUUACAUAAUAACAAAAUUUUAAUAGUUAUUUCAACCUCCAAACCCAUAAUUAACCAAACCCCAAUAAUAAAAAAAUUAAAAUAAAAAAAAAACCCAACACGUAUUAUUGCAAAUCGAACCAUUCUUUCAAUUCUAUCUCCACAAUACCACAUAUCCCAAUCCCAAUCCCAAUCCCAAUCCCAAUCCCAAUCCCUGGCCUCCUCCAAAUAUAGUUAUCACUAAUAAUCUUCCGAGAAAAUGCGUGCACGUAAAAUUGAUCAACUCAAUCAACUCAGGGCCAUAUUCACAAGGUUUGACAUGGACGCCGACGGCAGCCUAACCAUCCUCGAGCUUGCCGCUCUGCUCCGAUCCCUCGGUCUAAAGCCCUCCGGCGAUCAAAUACACACGCUUCUCUCCAAUGUGGACUCCAACGGAAAUGGAGCCAUUGAGUUUGAGGAGUUGGUCAGCGCUAUAAUGCCCGAUGAUGAUCAUCUCAGCGACGAGAUUUUGGUCAACCAGGACCAACUCAUGGAGGUUUUUCGGUCGUUUGAUCGAGACGGUAACGGAUACAUAACGGCGGCUGAACUGGCUGGGGCCAUGGCUAAGAUGGGCCAGCCGUUGACGUACAAGGAGUUAACGGAGAUGAUUAGAGAGGCUGAUGUGGACGGUGACGGCGUUAUUAGCUUCAAUGAGUUUGCCACCGUUAUGGCCAGGUCGGCCUCGGAUUUUCUAGGAAUAGCGAAUUUCUCAUGACUUUAGUGAUAAUUAUAAUCAUAACGGGGUAACGUAAUCAACGUUUCUGGAAGUCUGUCAAAUUAAUUUAUAUUUCUUUUUUGAAGGAAAUUAAUGUAUAUUUAGUACUAGAUUUUGUUGUGAAUUGAAAUGACACCGUUAGUGGUUAUUCACUAUUGCAAAGCUUAACCCAAUGAAGCAAUGACACUGUACAAAAAAGUCUUUCUUAAUCGUAGUACUAGAUUUUGUUGUGAAUUGAAA
Molecule: messenger RNA, 1126 nt
Organism: Cannabis sativa
Lineage: Eukaryota; Viridiplantae; Streptophyta; Magnoliopsida; Rosales; Cannabaceae
Product: probable calcium-binding protein CML15
Exons: 1
Coding region: 392-886 (164 amino acids)
Molecular function (GO): enzyme regulator activity; calcium ion binding
Source: RefSeq, a predicted model, not a curated record